Drosophila serrata is the source of this 1437-nucleotide messenger RNA. RefSeq names its product synaptic vesicle 2-related protein. Gene Ontology annotation, molecular function: transmembrane transporter activity. Gene Ontology annotation, cellular component: membrane. The record is from RefSeq and is a predicted model, not a curated record. Gene Ontology annotation, biological process: transmembrane transport. NCBI's taxonomy places the organism in Eukaryota, Metazoa, Arthropoda, Insecta, Diptera, Drosophilidae.
AUGUAUUAUUUAAACAAUGAUACAGUGGCUGUUCCCUCCGCCGUAAAUUUCGGUCAAAGGGAAACACACUCUUCAACUUUGGAGCUAAAGACUGUAUCUAUAAAUCCGGAUGACACCUUUACUGUGCAACAGGCAAUCAAUGCCUUUGGCUUCGGCUGGUUCCACGUCAAAUUGUCGCUUCUGGUGGGCCUUUGCUGGAUGUCCGACUCAAUGGAAAUGGCCAUCUUGAGCAUUCUGGGCCCUGCCCUAUUCUGCGAGUGGAAUGUCACGAAACUUCAGCAGGCCUCGGUCACAACGAUCGUGUUUCUGGGCAUGAUGCUGAGCUCCAGUUUUUGGACUCAGCUGAGCAACAGAUAUGGUCGAAAGUCGGCCCUCACCUUGUUUGGAGUAUUAUUAGUUUUAUAUAGCAUACUAAGUUCAGUGGCGCCCAGUUAUGCGUGGCUCUUAACCCUAAGAGGUCUGGUUGGCUUUGCCAUCGGCUGUGUUCCACAAUCUGUCACUUUAUACGCGGAAUUUCUGCCGACGAAGCACAAGGGAAAGUGUGUGGUUCUGAUGGAUUGCUUCUGGGCCUUGGGAGCCUGUUUUGAGGUAGUAUUGGCUUUGGUUGUGUAUCCGUAUUACGGAUGGCGUGGGCUUCUGGGACUCUCGGCAACGCCCCUACUGCUUUUCACUUUGUUAUCUCCGUGGCUUAGCGAAUCGGCACGAUAUUAUUCCUCCAAUGGGCAUAGUGACAAGGCCAUCAGGGUUCUUGAACAGAUAGCUCACAACAACAAGCGGCACAUGCUAAUGGGUCGACUGAUUGCCGAUGAAGAGCCCAGCUCCACGGAGAGCUUCAGGUCCCUGCUCAGUCCGAGUCUUUAUAGAACCACGCUUUUGCUCUGGUUUAUAUGGCUCGCAUCGGCCUUCUGCUACUACGGACUCGUGCUGGUCACCACCGAGCUCUUGGUGGCCAGAAAUAAGGAGAAUAAUCCGAAUGAGUGCGUCACCUUCAUGACCUCCGACUUUAUGGAUCUGUUGUGGAUUACCCUGUCGGAGUUUCCGGGCAUAUUGAUGACCAUUAAGGUGAUCAAACUCUUUGGCAAAAAGAAAACUAUUGUGCUGCAGUAUCUGCUUCUGGUGAUGUGCACGUUGGUGCUUAUGUCGGUUAAUAGUCGCUUUUCAACUUCCUUGACUCUCUUCAUUGCCCGAGGAACGAUUUCGGGGAUUUUCCAAGCCAUCUAUGUGUACACACCGGAAAUAUAUCCCGCUUCCCUGCGAUCGGUAGGAGUUUCCGGCUGCUCUGUGCUGGCUCGACUAGGCGCCAUGCUGACACCCUUUGUGGCGCAAGUUUUGAUGGACACAUCCAAGGUGCAGGCUAUAUCCACAUAUGCCGUUGUGGGUCUAUUGGCAUCCAUAGCAUGCGCUUUCCUUCCCCGAGAAAAUGUCGGUUAUCAUUAG